AGCCUAUUCUCUUUCGAUUGCUCUACUUUACUGAAACAGCAGAGCGUUUUUGUAGUGGCACACUGUACACACUUCACCUCCAUCUUGCCAGCCUGAGGAAGAGCUGUGUUGUUUACGCGGCGUUUCCAGUUGGUGGGUUUCAUUUCAUUUGCUUUACACGCUGCCGUGUUUUUGCCUUUGCGACGUACUUCAUUUUUUUCUUUUGCCUCUUUUUUUCGUGAAUUUUCAACAGCUUUUUGCCGAAGAGAGAACUAAAAACUGUCGUCUCUAUUUUUUCUAGCCACGUUGUUUUGUUUUUCUGUUUGUUCUUAUUCCUUGGGUUGGCUGGAUUUGUUUCACGGAACCUCUCACCGAAGGCGCCUGCGUGCGGCUACGGAAAGGCACUGUAUUUCGUUUUUGUGUUUGCGUUGCCCCCGUGCCUUCCCCACUCUUUUUUCCCCUCUUUUUUUUAAAAAUAUUGUUAGUGUAACUAUUGGGUGUUUGUAUAAGUUGUUUUAAUACUCGUACUGUGAUUCUUUCUCUUUUACGAUCCUCGUGUGCUCCUUAUUACUAUUAUUACUAUUAUGAUUAUUAUUGUUGUUUAUGAUUACUAUUAUUUCUCCUUGUUGUUUAACCUUCGUUGUUUUGGCACAGCGUGAAUACACACGCAUAUCCAUCUAUUUAUCUAUGUAUACUUCUGGUACGGCAGCGCGCAUUGAAGGAGAGAAAGGUAAACCACCCCGUACACAAAAGGUUGCUUCGCCCUGUGAAGAGACGCGUAUUCGGGCACCUGCGAAUAGAGGGACAAUACAAAGCUGAGGAAGUUACUUCGCAAUAAUCGUCUUGUUUUGUAUUUGUUGUUGUGUGUACGCCUUUUUUUUUUUUUUUCUGGGAGCUACUCUUCUACCUUUCCUCCCCCCACCUACUUUCGAAUCACCGUUCCGUGUGCAAUGUAUAUUCAUCUUUGAGGGCGUUGGAGUCACUCAUUCACACGCCGGCACUUUUCUUUGUGUGUCUUGAACGCGGAGUGUGGCAACACGGAUCUUUUUUUUUCAUUUCCUCUCAUUUCCUCUCGUUUCGUUUUUUUCUGUUUUACUUUCUUGUAAUCACUGCUACCUGGCUCUCGCUGACGCGACGUCGUUCUGUUUUUGUUCUUGAAGCUGGAAGGCAGUCCUGGUUGCAUUGCAGGCAAAGUUGCCCGAGUAGAGCGCGGAAUAGAACGGUCUCCCCAUCGAGGUGUCCCCCCCCCCUAGGCAUCCCUUUUUAUUUUGAUUUUUAGUUGUGUUCGUUCUAACGAAGCACCGUCAAAAAACAAACAAACACUCUCUUCUCUAUUACUCGUUUCUUUUUUCCCGCACAUUUUCAAGUAGUACUUCUUAUUCUUCUUUUUUGUACUGUUCAUAGGCCCCCCUCCCCCUCUCUCCUCUCUCCUCUCCCCUCUCCCUCUCUCUGUGUGAAGGGAGGUGGAGCACCUUUACGAAGUUUUAGUGAGGGCAAGGUGCGUGUAAACACGCUAGCAAGAAGGAAAAAGCAACGGUUGAGGAGCAAACACGCACACGCACAUCUCUUCCAUUUUGGUUUUAUUCCCUUCACAGCCUCGCGGAAUUAGAGUCAAAGGGAUUUAGCACUCCCCUUUGUCAGGUGAACGCAUCUCUUCUUCCUUUUCGUUUUCCUUUUUUUUUAUUGGUUCGCUUUGCUAGACUUCGAAACAUUUAUAUCUUUUCUCUUGUGUUGUACGCGGUUUCACUACUACUACUACUACUAUUGUGUUUUCUCUCUCCCCUUUCUUUCUGCACUCGCUCUGUAUCGGCACCAUUACGACCGCCCUUUCCUCCCCUUUUUCUUUGUUGCGUGUUGUUGGCGUGUGACGGGCGUUGAAUACGGCUGCAGCUACAAAUUUGAGGUAACGGUUUUUGCGUACAAGAAAACCUUUGAUACAUAUAUAUUUCGGACCUUUACGGAGGUGCAAGAAUGCUAGAUCUCUUGUUGUUGCCCUCCCCAACGUCGAAGAGCACUCACCCGAUCGAUCGCGCGGAUGCCCCCCUUACGCCGUCGUCGACCGUCGCCUCACUGCGGCAAGACUCGUCGACGCACUCCAUGUGCCGCUUAAUGUCUGCGUUCACCGUGUCUUCGUUUGGCUCCGGGCUCCCACUGACGCUGCCCGAUUCCUCCGCUUCCGGGUGGCAAAGCACUAGUCAUCGGCGUCGGUCCUCUGUGAUGGGCAAAGAGAGCGUGCAGCACAACGGUGCCGUAACGCAGCAGCGCUCCAGCUUCAACGACAGCGCGUCUGCCAGUGCAGAACGGCGACAGCUCUACAGCACGCCUGCACCACUUUUGCAGACCACACGCACUGAUGUGGCGCCAGGUCAAAUCGAAAGAGUCGCGACCGCGCUGUACAGCUCGCAGUGGCAGCCACGGCUCGAGAAACCAGUGGAGGGUGGCACCGCUGCCGCACAUUCCCCUCCGCCUGCACUAACUCCCCUCGCGGAGGCGUCUGCGCCGAUGAACGCGUCGGAUGCCGAAAAGCGAGAACACACUCGGUCAACGACGCCCACGUCUUCACCUGUCUAUGCCGAUGCCGCCUCCGUGCGGAAUCGUAAUACGGCCGUCGUGGCUGCUGCGGAUGCGGCCGUCACCAUUGGAACGAGUUCCAGAGGCUCGGACCCACCAACCGUCGUACUAGAGCCGAAGUGGGUGGACUACGAUGUGUACUUGCGCCUCUCUGCACCGUUGUUGCGGCAGCGCUCUCUGCAAGAUCGAGUGGCGCAGCUGUGUUGUGCAUCGUCCACGACGGCGCACGACCACAGGCGACUCGUUUGUCUCGACAGCGUCUUUUCGUUUCUGUUGCACGGCAGCGCCGUUGCACCCCCCAUCGUGACACCAACUGUCACUCCUGUCUCCGCAGAUCAGUUGCCAAUUUCUGGGUCUUCGUGCGGCAGCCUCGACGAGGCCCAGCGGAUGUGCUUUCCUCUGUUCUGCCUGCUCGGGGCGAAGCUGUGUGCGUUGGCGGAGCCCGGUGGCGUGAUUCGAUCCGUUCACACCUCCACCCCGCCGAUGUCUCUUUCACAGGCAUUGCAUCCGCAGGGCGUCGAAGGUGGGCCCAACGCCGCUGCGCCGCGCACGUACAAAAGCGUGGGGCGUCAGCACGUCCUGCUGCUGUUCGCGGAGCAGCUCAUGGACGCCUAUCCUGACUUCCCACGGGAGCUGCUCUACACCACCAGCCCAGGUGGCGCCAUCGUGUCCGCACCUCCACCAGAGACGGCGACGUACUGGCACAGCUGGCAGGCGACGCCACGCGAGGCCCGCCAGAGUGAGUCGUACGACGCCUUGUGGAGCGUCAUCACGCUGCGACGAUUUGCGGUGUUGAUGGAGCGCUGGGGCGUGUCGCCCGCCGCGGCUUCGGAGAAGCUAUGCCUGACGGCGUCAUCGACAACAACGGCGGCAGAGGUGGUGCUCCCACAAACGCCGGAGGCAGAUGGGGAGUCGUCCCGCCUUGUCGUGCCGCGUCAGCUGAUGCUCCACACCGUGGACUCCAACUCCCAUCUUUCCGUCCCCCUUCAUCACCUUGCAAUGAAUGGCGAAGACGACGCAACGGCGCUGCAGCACAGAGGCGAAUCUGUGCCAGCCGCGACAGCCAUCAUCGCCGGCACUCCCGCGCUGAACUGCCCCCGUCCGCUCCUGCCAUACCCCCCGUACACGCGUCCGCCGCCGCCGCCGCCACAGCAGCAGUCCAACGUGGAGCACAUCAGCUGCAGCAACAGCGGUACCGCCAUAUCGAGCAGCGUGUGGGACUGCGCGUCUUCCUCGAAGGCCGCGGUGCCUGGUCGGGGCGACUACACACCCGCCACCGCAGCUGCCGUGCGACCCUCUGCGGCCCGCAGCCGGCGUACACGCCACGAGGCGGCGCUCACGAGUUCCUCGUUUGGGACACCGUUGCCGUCGGACUGCACGGAUCGGUUGGACGACAUGCUCGCAGAGAGCGCAGAGGGCGGACACCCCUACAACGCCCCCGUCGCCGCAGGCUCCAGCGCCGUACCGAACGCAACGAAAGAACGCUGCCAGCACCGGCAGGUGCAUCGGUACAAUGUGCCCUCCCCCCCACAGUUGCCGCCGUCGACGAGUGCCGCCGCCGCAGCGCAACAAGACAGCAUCGCAUCGUUUCUGCGCUCCUUUGCGCGCAACGGCGGUGUGGUACCGGCGGCCGUCUCCAAGAACACGUCGUUGGAGGUGUGGAAUUCAAAGCAACGGGCCUCCCCGACGUACUUACCGGCACCGCCAAAACACCAGUCGCCACAGCAGCAGCAGCAGCAGCAUCGACACAGUCAUCACAACCGCACAACGAUGCCGACCACUGCUGUUUCCGUUUCUGCGCUUUCCACCCGCAUGGAAGGGCAGCGCUACAACGACGCCUCCACCCCGCUGCCCUCGCGUCCGAUGACGGCUGACAUGCAACGUCGGCCGCCAACGGUGCCGAUGAGUCGGAAGGAGUUUGCGUUGCACCCAUACAAUGUGGCUGCUGCUGCCGCUGCUGCUGCACCAUCGUCGUUGAAGGGGCACCGCAAGUCGCAUAAACACCGCAGCAGUUCCUCACGCCGCCAUCACACCAGAGGAGAUCAGGGCUGUGCGGCCGCUACACGCACGGCACAAUCGUCAAACAGGUCAGAGCGGCAGGAGAACGUACGCUCCAACACGGGCGUGAAUGCGGCUGAAGCGUCAUUGCAGGGAGCGGGCUCGGAGAGGUCCGCCGGAGGCGAGAAAGUAAUGGAGCAAGCAGAUCGCGGCGGCAGCGCGCGCAACGCACGGAAACGCACGCAGCAGGUCAACGCCUAUGUGAAGGACUUGCUAGAAGCGACGGCGGAGGCGCGAAAGCGCAAUGAUAGUGCCGAUUCUGCGUGUGUAAACGGCCAGAAAAGCGAGGACCGAACGGACCCUCAAUGCAGGAGAAACAACACUGAACUCAGCGACGCCGCGACAACGAUCCCAGCGACGUCGCUCGAAGGCGUUGCGCACGCGCAAAGUCACCACAGCAACACGAGUGCGAAUGCAAACAGUCUGAACCGUGGACGACUCGUGAAGGCAGCGGGCAUCACAAGUAGUGCCGACGGAGCCGCCGCGCCUUUAAAUGCCGCGCGCGAGACGCCCAGCGGCACACAUCAGGAAAACUCAACAGAAGUGCGGCACGUACCCGCCCCGCCGUUAGCACCCCAACCGCCGUCGCAGUCGCAGCGAUCGCACCUGCACACAAAUAUUCUGCAAAGCUGGGAGAGCAGCAUGCUCGGUCAGUGCGACUCCAGCGGACACAUUGGAGCUGCCAGUGCUACUGCCGCUGAGGGGGCUGCACCGGCUGAGCGAUCAGAGCAGUGGUCACCGACCUCCCCAGUCGACGCAGCUCCUUUCCUCGACCGUGUCGCCCUCAUUCCGUCCAUCGCGUCUUCACAGUCGCAACUGUCGGUUUUCUCUGCCCCAAUUUAUCAAGGCGUCGCAAACGGUCAGGAGGUGACACCGAUGGCGGGGCCUCAUCAAAGGGACGCGGAAGGCGCUGUCACGACAGGCCGCAGCGACGUAUCGUCACAGCCCACGGCUCUUUAUCUUUCUUCCGCUGGCGCGAGCAUCGAGAUUCCUGUCAUGCCGGAUGGCGUCGGCACCGCGGAGAGCGCAGUCUUGCUGGUGUCGCACACACCAGAUCGCGGCUUCGUCGUGACGAGUCUGACAUUCCCCCCUCACACCGCCGCGCACGCCGCAGACGGCAGCGUACGUGAGAUGCGGCCACUGGGCGCUGCCGUGGAAAAGGCUCCCAACAACCACCACCACCACAUGAACAAGGCUACUUCGUUGCCCACGAGUUCACCGCCGUCCCUUUUUGUAACCACUGAGGAGUGUCGGUCACUGCCGACGGCGGCGACGGACAACACCAGCGACCUCCACGCGGACAGCGUAGUCUCCAAGCAAGAUGCGCCGCCACCGGAGCAGAAAUCGCUCGUUGAAGCAGAGGUGAAGAUUCCGCCGCAGGACAGUGAAAAUGUAGAUGCGGUUCCACUGCGGCCGGUCCCCGCCUCGCCACCAGCGCGUGGAAUUACUGUGCCUGUUGUGACGGCUUUUGUGUCCCCCACCGCAUCGGUGCCACCGCCUCAGCCGCUGCAACCCCAGCAACAACAAGGCACUACUGCCGCGCGCAACGACGGCCCGCUUUCGGAACCUGCCGAGCUGUAUGUGGAGGAUGCUGAGCAGCCACCUUCCGCGGACGUAUCGCCGGAUGUUUUGACUGCAGUUUUGACUGCGACGUAUGUGCCAACAGCGGCGGUGCCACUACAGGGAGAGAAGUCGGAUGUCACAACGCGGACGGUGCCGCUUCGUCUGGGCAUCGCUGCUCAGCUCAGAGGCCUCAUUGCCCCAGUUCUACAAGCUGUUGGUCGCGGGUACUUGGCGCGCCAUGCGCUUGGCGCUGCGGCAGCGCUGCACCGGACGCAUCCGCGAAGUGUAACGUUGGAGGAAGACACAUUCACCAUCGACGGUGCGUCUCCUGCUACAUCUGCCGGUUCAUUCCCUCCUACACCGGGUCUAGAUGCAGUAGCUGUUGCUGCUGCAUUCCCAGCCGAGCAAGCCUCUUUCCAGAACUCAAGCAUGAAUCAUAAUUCCGACACAGCAACCAGCGCUGCCGCUGCUGCUGCUACUGCGGUUGGCGACCCUCCACCUGGUGCCUCAUCUACUUUCUCGCCUGCACCGGUGACGGCGCCGCGGUCCACGCACAAGGUACGUCCCCCACCGCUGACGGCCUUUGCGGCGCCGGAAUCGCGGGCUGUGCUGCGUACACCCGUCACGCAGGACCCGCUGCCGGCUGCCGAUGCGUCUGUCAACGACGCUGCAAAGAAGGUGGUGAAACUGUACGAGUCCUCGGGCCUCGACGCCGCGCCGCGCAACACGACCCACGACGGCGGGCUCCUCCACCGCUCCUCCCCCGAGCCGCAGCAGCGACUCUUCGCGGUUUUCGGCGUGCCUGGCAACUCCGUGUCGGACAUUUCGAGCUCGCUGGGCCAGAGCGCCGCAUACGUCACGUACUUCGCCUCCCACGACGAGACUGGCAUGCUGGAGAGUAAGUUGCCGCGAUCCAUACAGGCGGUGGAACAAAGCAUGGACACGUCGCGCUUUUCUUCGCUCUUUCUACCGUGGUCGAAGGACGGGACGAGGGGAAACCGAGAAGGGAUGGCGGCCUCGCACACCCUGCCGCCGUCCAAGGAGGAGGAAAGCUCGUUUGGUAGCACCGGGGGCGACGAGAAGGGCUCCGGGUUGCAGCGGACAAAGCGCAAAGACGGGCCACACUGCAUGACCUCCACCGAGAUGCCCCCGACAGAAGGCGUGUCGGAGAGUGCGCUGCUGCUUUCUCUCAUGAGGCCGAUUGCAACUCCCUCCCGCGACCGCCUCACCGAGGAUCCGCCGCUCUCACUUAGGGGCGAGUCGACCGAGGACUGGAUAAACCUGCUGCACAGCCGCUUCGGCGCGGGUGGAAGCUGCACCGUGGCCUUUGUCGGUCAGACGGCGAACGGCCCCCUCGCGGGCAGCACCACGAGCAACACCUUGCAGGACUCCGCUGGCUCGUACACCCGCACCAGUUCUGAUCCAGCUCAUCCGUCGAACUCGCUGGAUAACACGUGGGUGAUGCACUCUGCCAUGUGUCUGCUGCGAUUUCAGCGCAUCGGACGCGGCUACCUCGCAAGGCAACAGCUGGCGCAGCGUUACCGCGAUGCGCGGGAGGAAGAAAACUUGGACGCGCUGCUGAAGCACGUGCUGUUGGACGGCCCAUCACUACCUGCUUCCCCAUCGACGGCCACAGGAGGCGCUACGUCAGUGGGGAGGCUCGCCAACAACACCGUACUGUACGCCGAGGGCAACAACUUCAAUGGGGACAACGAGAACAGAACUCGUCUAGGCAGCGCAGUGGCGACGCGGGGCUCUGCAGUUUUCUCCGUCCCGCCUUCGACACAGCCGGUCGCCGUCUCCGCCACACCGCAGAGCACGUUGUCGGCGGUCGUCGCGGCUCCGUCUCUGGAGUCCGCCGGGUCCAACGGCAUGGUGCGGACUAGCUCCGACUUGGACGCGCCACCUACGCCGCCAGUGGCCGUUCGCGGGCCGCCCUUGUCGCCGUUCCAGGUGCUGUCCGAGGGCUACCCCCUGUCCGCCCAGUCGUCCGGCUCGGCCGACGUUGCGGCAGGCGCCAAAGAGCGCGCCUCGGUGACCAUGAGCUCGGAAUCCGCCUCGAAGUCCGGCAACCUUGGCGGUGCCGGUGCCGGUGCAGCCGUUGACACCGCCUCCAAUCGCGCGAGAGAAAACUCACCCUUUGUGACGCCCGACACCUCUCGUUACUUCUUGCCGCCUGCGCUGACGUCGCCUAACGUUGCACCCACCGCCCAGCGCCCCUCGCAGUCGUUGGAGAUUGACCGAUCCAGCUCCCUCAGCUUGUCGAAGGAGGCUCCCGCAAACGGGGUGUGUGCGAGUGCCGGGCCGAAUAUCGUGACCGCCCUCGGCAGCGCUCUCACGAGCAACACCAGCGCUGCGCCCGAAACGCCGUCGCUGCCGCCCUCCACGUCGCGCCGCCGUGGGGCGGCGUCGCCAUCCUCGGUGCGGGUGUCCUUCUCACGCGACUCCUACACGCCUUUGAUUAAGAUCAACGGACCCGAGUUCCCCCCUGCCGUCGCCAAUGCAAUCGGCGUGCCGCCGGCUGCCGCGACGCCGGCAGCCGAGGCACCGGCAAGAAAAAGUCCGCGUGCGAAGAUGGUGGAGGGGGUGAAAGGACCGUUUUACGUCUGCCGCUCGUCCCCGCCUGCCGAAGCAGAAGUCAGCAGUGGUAAUUUUAGUGGUGGCGGUAGUGUCGCAGCUGUUGCGGCUGCCUUUGCUGCUGCUGCUGCUGCCCCAACUGCCAUCGGCUCUUCCGCUGGCGGAUUCGUCACGGGAACGCCCGCAACGCCCGUCGAUUCCAUCCCGCGCUGGAAGGCCACGUCGGCCGCGGCCGGUGCGAUCAUGUCCCCGCUUGAGGGCUCCAUCUUCGCAGCAAGCGGUCGUAGCGGACGCUCGAUGGUCAGCGCCAACUCCUUCCCAUUUGAGUUCAGCACCACCGCCCACGCCGCCAGCGCCAUGUCUCCAGCGGAACUCAUGUUCAGCGGCCGCACCAUUGGGAGCAUGACACCGGCGCACUGGACCCUGGACGGCGUCGAGGCGGUCGAGUCGACCUCCCACUUCGACGACGGGGAGAGCGCGAGUGAGGACAACGAGGACAGCGACGGCAGCAGCGACAGCGACGAGGAGGCGGAAGACGUCAACAACAGCGACGACGAUGCCAACGAGGCGGAUGCCUUCAAGAAGGACAUCACCCACGUGGAGGAGGGCGGUGCAGAGCCGGCGUGCUUUGGCGCGGCGGCACACCUGCUGCGCGGCGAAGGUGCGCUGCUCACGAAGGAGAACGCCCUGUCCCUGUUGCAGCGCGUCGGCCGCGGCUACCUCUGCCGCCGCCAUGAGCAUUUUCUCUUUAUGGUGUCUAUUUCCUUUGCAGAGGUGGCGCUGCUGCAGCGUGUGGCCGUCGCGUACCUCGUGCGGCGGAAGAUGGGACUUGAGUUUCAGGUCAACCGCCUGGUGAAGGAGGAGAUGGCGUAUUGGGAGCUGCGGAACCAAGCCGCCAUUAAGCUGCAUGCGGUGGUGCGUGGGUUUAUUGCACGACAACGGGUGAAGCGUCUGCAGCGAAAGCUGUUCACCAGAAUUGAGAUGCGGACUGCAUUGGAAUUGCCGGACCCCGAUGAGUAA
Leptomonas pyrrhocoris is the source of this 9768-nucleotide messenger RNA. RefSeq lists its product as hypothetical. Gene Ontology annotation, molecular function: protein binding. The record is from RefSeq and is a predicted model, not a curated record. NCBI's taxonomy places the organism in Eukaryota, Euglenozoa, Kinetoplastea, Trypanosomatida, Trypanosomatidae. Bases 1951 to 9768 code for a protein of 2605 amino acids. The transcript has a single exon.